GGUCUCCCUGACUAGGCUCCUCAGACGGAACCUCUCUUCCUCGAGGCUGUGCCAGGACGGGGUGGGGAGGAGGGCCCCACAGGAUAGGCGGGGCCGCACAGAAACCGUCCAUGAUCAGCCGGGAGCCCAGAUCCCAUGGAGGCCUCGGACUGCAGCUACCAGUUCCGAAUCGCUCUGCUCGGGGACGCGGCGGUGGGCAAGACGUCACUGUUGCGGUGCUACGUGGCGGGCGCUCGCGGGGCGGCGGAGCCCGAGCCCGAACCCACUGUGGGCGUGGAGUUCUACAGCCGUGCUCUGCAGCUGCCCGCCGGGCUGCGGGUCAAGCUGCAGCUCUGGGACACCGCGGGGCACGAGCGCUUCAGGUGCAUCACCAGAUCCUUCUACCGGAACAUGGUGGGCGUCCUAUUGGUCUUUGAUGUGACGAACAGAGAGUCCUUUGAACACAUCCAAGCCUGGCACCAGGAGGUCCUAUCCUCUCAGAGCCCUGGCAAGGUGAUCUUCUUACUGAUUGGCCACAAGUGCGACCUGAGCACCCGAUGUGUCUCCACCCGGGAGGCAGAGGAGCUGGCUGCUUCCAUGGGCAUGGCCUUCAUGGAGACCUCAGCCCAAAGUAACUGCAAUGUGGACUUGGCCUUCGACACUGUCACCACUGCCAUCGAGCAGGCCCUGCGGCAGGGGGACAUCAAGCUGGAAGAAGACUGGACAGGUGUCCGGCUCCUCCACAGAGCCCCAAACCCCAGACCCCCCAGCAGAAAGCAGGACUCGGGCCCAUGCCAGUGCUGACUCUGGGAGAGGAAGGGUUAAAUGGUGCCAGCCUCAGACUCCCCAGUGAGACCGGAGGGCAGAUGACAGACAGUCUGUCUCCUGACAUAUUCCUGCCUUCUAAUUCUUGGCAUUUUUUUCCUCUGUCAGGAUUGAACACAGGGCUUGGCUAGCUACAGAUACCCUCAGCCCUAUUGUCUUUUAUAUUUUCAGAAUGGAUCUUGGGGAGUUGCCCAGGCUCAGCCUCUUGAGUGAUUGAGAUUACAGACGUGUUCCACUAGGCCAGGACCUCUGCUAGGUUUCUAGCUCUCAGCCCAACCCCUUUCUAGAGAAAAAUCUAAGGUCAGGUUUGCAACUCAAUGUCAUGUGUGAUGCGGCAGUACACAAAUGCCUGCAUCCCCAAACUUGGAAGGCAGAGGCAGCAUCAGGGGUUCAAGGACAUUCUCAGCUUCAGAGAGUUCAAGGUCAGCCUGGGCUACAUGAGCAAAA
Messenger RNA from Onychomys torridus (southern grasshopper mouse), 1251 nucleotides. It is a transcript of the gene Rab42, whose product is annotated as RAB42, member RAS oncogene family. Gene Ontology annotation, cellular component: Golgi membrane. The coding region runs from base 136 to 783 and encodes 215 amino acids. Lineage: Eukaryota; Metazoa; Chordata; Mammalia; Rodentia; Cricetidae. Gene Ontology annotation, molecular function: GTPase activity; GTP binding. The record is from RefSeq and is a predicted model, not a curated record. The transcript has 2 exons.